Molecule: messenger RNA, 4470 nt
Organism: Chrysoperla carnea
Lineage: Eukaryota; Metazoa; Arthropoda; Insecta; Neuroptera; Chrysopidae
Gene: ltl
Product: leucine-rich repeat protein SHOC-2
Exons: 6
Coding region: 48-1931 (627 amino acids)
Cellular component (GO): extracellular matrix
Molecular function (GO): protein binding
Source: RefSeq, a predicted model, not a curated record
UUAAUAAAUACAAAAAAAAAAUUAAAUAAUUUUAAGUGUUUCACGAUAUGCGAAAAUUAUCGUUUAUAUUAAUUGCCACAAUAAUGUCUACAUUCUUGUAUAGUUUAUUAGGUAUAACUGUGGGCAUGAGCCUUCAUUGUGCUGUACGAAAAGAAAUCGAUCCGUGUACAUGUCGUAAAGAAUAUGGAUCGCAAAAUAUUUAUGUUAAAUGUGAGCGUAUGAUAUCAUUUGAUCAGGUGAUAAAUGCAUUACAAAAUCAUUUUACACCGGAUGAUCAUAUUACAUUAGAAAUAACGUUUUCCAAUUUAACUGAUAUGGGUGCGCAUAAAUUCGAAGAGUUAAAAGUGUUACAUAUACAAAAUUUACGGUUGUUACAUGAUAAUUUACGGAAUGUUACUGACGAUACAUUCUUGGGAUUGAAUAAAAUUGACUUUUUAAGUUUAGCUGACAAUGAUUUUACAGCUAUUCCAAAAGAUAUAUUUUCACGUAUGCCUACAUUAAAGUCAUUAGAUUUUGGAAGAGGACAUAUUACGCAGAUAUUAGAAGAUGAUUUUGUGCAUACUAUAAAUCUACAUCAUUUACUGUUACCAGGAAAUAUGAUAAAUAUGAUUGAGAAAAAUUCAAUGCCACGAACAUUACGGCAUUUACAUUUGGGUCGUAAUCAAAUACCAGACUUAAAUGGUACAUUAAGAAAUAUGCACGAAUUAGAAUGGUUGUUUAUCAAUGCAAAUCAAUUAACAACAUUAGAUGGUCAAUUACCCGAUGAUGUUAAUAAUUUAGUAUUAAUACAUGCAUCUGAUAAUUAUUUACAACAUUUACCGCAGGAAUUUAAAAAUUUACAUCGUAUUAAGACUUUGUUUUUUGAACAUAAUAAAUUACUUGGAUUAGAUGGUGCAUUAGCUAAAUCGAAAAAAUUACAAUUGUUGGUUGUGUCACAUAAUAACAUACAAACGAUAACACCUGACGACUUUGCCGAAGCUGAAUCAUUAGAAGAUUUACAAAUGGGCUACAACAACAUAACAGCAAUAAAUGGUUCAUUAUCACCGUUACGAUCAUUACGAUGUGUAAAUCUAACACACAAUUUAUUAUCGGAAUUUUCAUUACAAGAAAUCCGUGGUUUACGUCGUUUACGUCUUGUGGAUUUAUCACAUAAUAAAAUAUCAAAUAUAACUGGGCGUAUGGAGAAUGUUGUAGAGUUGGAAACUCGUGUUAUGGAUUUGAAAUUAGAUUAUAAUGAACUUCAUUCAUUAGAUGGAGCACUUUCAGGUUUACAUGGAUUAAAAUAUUUAAAUUUAAGUCAUAAUCAUUUGACUAAAAUUAGUCCAGACGAUUUAAUUGGUUUGGAAGAUUUGAUAUGGGUUGAUUUUUCACAUAACAAGCUAACAACAUUAGAUGAAACAUCGAAAACAUUUUUACCAUCGUUAGAACGUUUGUUUGUUAAUCAUAACAUGCUCACAGAACUUCAACAUGACUUCUUUGGUCUCCCUAUACUAUGUUUUGCCGAUUUAUCUUACAAUAAUAUCCGAACAAUAUCCCGUGAAUUGGUGGCACAUACUCGAUGUAAUAUUCAUGGCAGUCCUGGUAUACUUGGAUUAAAUUUGGAAGAUAAUCCAGUUUUGUGCGACAGUGCCUUGCCCGAACUAAUAUCAGAUCUAGAAGUAAACAACACAAGAAUAUAUGGAACAACACAAUGCAUCCCCUCGCCAUUGCCUGUAUCGUUAGCAUUUGCUACGAGCAACAAUAAUUCCAAUAUUAUUGAAAUAACACCAUUGAAUGCAACAAAUAUGCAAUAUUUAGUUGAAAAUACAGACGCAUCCUCAGAUCAAUCAGAGAAUAUUGUACCCGAAAUACAUUUAGAACCACCAAAAACCAUUAUACAUCAUAGUCUAACAGAUACAGAGAAUCCAAAGCAUGUUAGAACAGUGGAUUAAAUUUAUAUUUUAGACCUCACUUUCUAUUAUUUAUUAUACGUGUGAUACAAUUAUUGGUUUUUUAACUCGAAAAUUAAUAAUGUGGUUUUUUUGCAUUUUUAUUAAAUGCAUCAGUUUUUUUUUAAUGAAACAAUAGGAAUAUUUAACAAACAAAAAUUGAAUAAAUAUAACGUCCGUUUCGUUAUCAACGCAAAUGUAUUAUUAAAACAACAUAAAAGAAAUUUUCCAAUAUAGAGUAGUUUAUUAAUUUCAAAUAUCUAGAUUAGGUAUAUUAACAGAGACACAAAGUUUUAAAGAUUAGAAAUAAACAAAGUUAGAUUACUUUUUGAAAUCAUAAAGUAUUAUUUCUAAAGCGUUUCAUAAUAUUAUUCAUUUUUGCGUUUUUGCAAUGAUCUCAUCAAUUAUGUAUUAAUAUUGCCUAUAUCUUUAAAUAAAUGUAAUUAUAAAUACAGGUAACAUUAUUACAUUAAUGAUUAAAAAAUUGUAUGAAAACUCAAAUUAAUAAUAUAAUGAAACGAUAUAUAAGUAAUAAAUAUUUCCCUUGGACCAAUAAGUACAUGGACUGAGCGCCAAACGAUUUGAAGUGGGCCAAUAUCUGGCGCAAUUGCUUGGGUCAAAUAUAUCAUGGCGGCGGUGUGGAAAUAUCAAAACAAAGUGUUGUUGUCAUACUUGUCAUUAUAAAUUCGUAAGAAACAAUGUAAAGUGAUAUGUGAUGAGUACUUUUUUAAGUCAAAAGAUGUAACUUCAUGAUGACGCUUGACGCUGGCUUUGAGCUUAAAAUUAAGAAUCCACCUAACUGAAAAAAUAGAAUUAUAUCCAGCGUCAAAUUGUAAAAGGAAGCGACAAAAAACAAAAAGUUUAUUAAUCCAUAACCUCAUUUUUAAUAAGACACAGGGUAAUGAUAAACAACUAUUAUCCAUAAUAGGUGGUGAAUUAGAUUUUCAAUUGUUAAAAAAAAUUCUUUGAAAAUGGCAAUCAAUUAAAAAUAAAAUUUUUUAACUAAACCUUUAUUCUCGUUUUAUUAAAACAUUAAAAAUAUAUAUUAUAAAUUUACUUAUCCAAUACUCUCAAAAUGAAUCCUGAUAAUAAAAAUAGGAUAUACUUUUAUACGAUAAAAAGUCAGUUUAGGCCGUUUUAGUACGCUUCUGAAGAUUUUUUUCAUCCAGAUGGAAGCACGGCCUAAACUGACCACAUGACCUAAUUUAACGCUCAAACUCAGCGUCAAGCGUCACCAUGAAAAUACAUCUUAAAAGCGAAAAAGAUCAGUGAAAUCACGAUGUUUUAUGUAAAACAUUUUGUGAUAUGAAAAUUUGACAUUCAAUAUAUGCUUUUUUGAUAAAUGUCCCUAUAUUCUUUUAAUAAAUUAAUUUUUUUGAAAAAUGUCCCUCAAUGACCCAAGCAAUUACCUCAUGUGUUAGCACACCUUUCACUCUACGGAAAGUUAGGCGAUGCUCAGUCUAUGUACUUAAUGGUUUAGGAUAUUUCCACUAGUAGAAAUAGUUAACUACUCUAUUGUUGCAUAAAAAUUUGUACUGUAACGAGUUAUUUAGAAAAAAAAAAAAAAACAGUAUCAGUACAUCAGUACAAAGAAGUUCAACAUGUUUUUUAAAAAUUUUUAUAAUUGAUACAAAAAUUACAUACUUUUAAGAAAACAUCAAUCAUCCAAUGUAUAUGUAAAUAUUAAUGUGUCGUAAAAGGGCUUACAUUGUGGAUCUCGCCUGUUUAUGACACAUUUCAAGGUCAAAUUACUAGUCUUUAGUUAAAUUUAAAUAAUAAACAUAUUUUAUGUAUGAGGCUACAAGAGAUUAUCUGUAUUAAAAAAGAACACAAUUUUGAUUAUGAUUGCAUAAUUUUCGUUAAGGAUAUUAUUAUAAAGCAGACACAAAAUAUUGGGAAUAUCAAAGACUUUAUUUACUGGACUACUAGAGUGUGCUAUCUCUAUAGGCAUUUUCAUCAUGUCAUAAGCGCAAGUGCAGAGAUUAUUUUUUCGGACUUGCAGCAAUAAAAUAGACUAAGAUAGAAGAUAUUUGCUAUUCAUUUUAUCAUAUUGGUUAUGAAUCAUUUGAUGAAUCAUUGGUUAUGAAUCGUUUGCUUGCAAUUUUUGUCUUUGAACCUCUAUCUCAAUCAGAGAACGGAAAACAGAUUUUACCACCCACCGCAAACUUAGUUGACCCUUUUCUGUGUGACGAUCAUUUUUUUACUCUAGACACAAAAACUUUCGAAAUUACUAUGAACGUAGAAUACGAUAAUUAUGAAGACAAAAAAGAAAAAAAAGUAAAUAAAGAAAACUCUAUAGUAUUUUCAUUUAAGCUUACUUGCCUGUACUAUAAUAAUACUCUAUAUGAAAAUUUUAAGAAAGGUUCAUAAUAAGAAUUAAAUUUUUAUCAUUUGGAUUUAUUUUUUUUGAAAUAUUGUCGCUUAUGUUACUUUUAUCAUUUUACUAUAGAAGUCAAUAGAAAAUAUUAUUCACAGAUUUUUUUCAUUUUUAAUUUGUCAUUAUUAAUCAUCCAUCUUUAUUUAAAUCGUAUCUAAGAACUGU